Molecule: messenger RNA, 4669 nt
Organism: Spodoptera litura
Lineage: Eukaryota; Metazoa; Arthropoda; Insecta; Lepidoptera; Noctuidae
Source: RefSeq, a predicted model, not a curated record
GCCACUUGCUGUCGCCGCUGCUGUCAUUUUCAUAGUUUCUUAGUUUCUUAAAGUUAUUUAACUUUAUUGGGCCGCGAUGUUUUCCACGCUGUGUCGUUGUUUCUAUAUUCUAAUUUUUUAAGUGUGACAGCGCGGAUUCUUUGUCGAAAAAUUGAAGUGAUAUGUGUUAAAUUUUUGGCGGUGAUUUAUUUCUUAGAGUUUUACGAAACCUUGUUUAUAAAAGUUUGGUCAAUCAAAGUUUACACGGGAGUGGUUGUGCGUGUGUGCGUGUUGUCAUGUCUCAGAAAACCUUUUCAAUCAUCACUUGAACUGGAUCAAAGGUUCUUGGUCGGAGCCGGAUAAGUGUCUGCGAAAAUGGAGCCAAGUUACGUAGACGAACGAGAAGACGUACAAAAAAAGACAUUUACGAAAUGGAUAAACUCUCAGCUAGUGAAGAACGACAAGCCGCUGGUGGAGGACUUGUUCCUGGACCUGCGGGACGGGGAGGUGCUGCUGUCUCUGCUCGAGAUCCUCACGGCCCAGCAGUAUAGACGCGAGCGGGGGCGCAUGCGCGUGCACCACAUCAACAACGUCAACACGGCGCUGCACGUGCUGGACUCCAACGGAGUCAAGCUCGUCAACAUCAGCAGCAACGACAUCGUCGACGCCAACCCUAAGCUGACGCUCGGGCUAGUGUGGAGCAUCAUCCUGCACUGGCAGGUGCACUACCACCUCAAGGAGCUGAUGUCGGAGCUGCAGCAGACCAACCUGGAGAAGACUCUGCUGGCCUGGUGUCGCACACACACACAGAACUACGCGGGCGUGAAUGUAAAGAACUUCACGACGUCGUGGUCGGACGGGCUGGCUUUCAACGCGCUGCUGCACCGCUGGCGGCCGCAGCUGUUCGACUACGCCAGCGUGGUGGCGCGGCCGGCGGGCGCGCGCCUGGACCACGCCUUCCAGCUGGCGCACGACCACCUCGGCAUCGACCGCCUGCUCGACCCUGAAGAUGUGAACACUCCGAACCCCGACAAGAAGUCGAUCAUGAUGUACGUGAUGUGCCUGUUCCAAUCGCUGCCGCACUCCAGCGAGGACGUGGCCGACCUGGACAGCAUCCACUCCGAGCCGGGCACGCCCGUCGCCACGCAACCUCCCGAGGUGGCGGGCAGCCGGCCGCUGUCCACGGCCACGACGGGGUCCGGCGAGCUCGGCGGGUACUACGGCGCCUUCGAGGACGUGCUGGGCUGGCUGCUGGAGGCCGAGGAGCGCCUGGCCGCCGCGCCCGCGCCCGCCGGCGACGAGCUGGCGCCGCUCAAGGCGCACUUCCACGCGCACGAGCGCUUCCUGCUGGAGCUGGCGGCGCAGCAGGCGCGCGUGGGCGGCGUGCUGGACGAGGGCGCGCGCCUGCUGCGCGAGGCGGGGCUGGCGCACGACGAGGCGGCCGAGGUGCGGCUGCAGCUGCGCCUGCUGGGCCAGCGCUGGGAGGCGCUGCGCCGCGCCGCGCUGGCCACGCAGGCGGCGGGCCACGCGGCGCUCAUGCGCGCGCAGCUGGCGCAGCUGGCCGCCUUCCGGCGCUGGCUGACGCGCACGGAGGACCGCAUGUCGCGCCUGCCGCGCGGCCUGCGCGCGCAGCUGGCGGCCGUGCGCGCGCUGCACGCCGACCUGCGCGCGCACCAGCCCACGGUGGACGCGCUGGCCGACUGCGUCAUCGUCGUGGACGACGACGCGCAAGACCCGCGCGCGCAGGCCGCGCACGACGCGCUGGCCGCGCUGCUGCAGGAGCUGGCGGCGCGCGACGCUGACAUCGCGGCCCGCGCCGCCGCGCCCGACGACUUCAAGGCGUUGCACGACAAGAUCCUGGCCAUGGAGUCGCAGAUCAUCGCGGAGCACGCCGUCAUCUCGACGCGCGAGGCCAUGGCCGACAAGCUGCAGCAGCUGCGCGGGCUGGCGCGCGAGUUCGACGACCUGCAGGCCACGUACGACCGCGUGGUCGCCGAGCGGAAGGACGACUACGAGAAAGGAAGCGUGCAGGAGCUCAACUUCAAAAGUAGCCUCGAAAACUUGGUCACCAAGUUCGAGGACACGAAAAUCAUAUUACAACAGAAAAUUAAAAAACUCGAAAACGGGCUGGAGCUGCUGCAGCGCUGGCAGCGCGCGGCCGAGGCGGCGCGCGACUGGCUGCAGCGCCUGGACGCCUGGCUGCAGCAGCAGGACGUGCCGCUGGCGCAGCAGGACGCGCUGGAGCUGCUGCUUCAGCGCAGCAACCAAUUCGAGGAAGAGAAACAGACGUACAAGGCUGAAAUAGACAUAGUAGAAAGCACCAAAGAAUCGAUUCUCGAGGAUUGCGACGACGCCAUCGCUAAGAUGGUACAGAACGAAACGAAGAGUCUAGUGAAACGAUACGAGAGCGUCACGGAGAAGGCGUUCCGACUGAACGAGGAGCUGCGGAGGGGACUGGAGCGCACCGAGGCGGUAUUCCGCAAGAUAGCGGACAUGGAGGUCUGGCUGCAGGACCUGGAGGCUCAGCUGCCGGCCGAGCACGAGUGCCGCAUCACCGACUCCGCCGAGCUCUACCAGAUGAAGGCGCGCUUCCAGGCGCUCAAGGACAAGUGCGACGACCACACGCAGCAGUUCCGCAACCUCAACGACUGCAGCGGCGACAUGCUGGUGUCGGCGGGCGCGGCCGGCGCCGAGCUGGCGCGCCGCGUCACCAGGCUCAACGCGCGCUGGACGCACGUCACGCACGGCGUGUACGAGCGCUACAAGGUGCUGGCGGAGGCGUGGCACGAGAGCGGCGAGCUGCGCGCGUGGCUGACGCAGGAGCGCGCGUGGCUGGACGGUAGUAGUGUAGUAGUAGUGUACGAGCGCUACAAGUCAGUACCUGCAGUAGUCAGUGUCGCAGGGUGCUGGCGGAGGCGUGGCACGAGAGCGGCGAGCUGCGCGCGUGGCUGACGCAGGAGCGCGCGUGGCUGGACGGUAGUAGUGUAGUAGUAGUGUACGAGCGCUACAAGUCAGUACCUGCAGUAGUCAGUGUCGCAGGGUGCUGGCGGAGGCGUGGCACGAGAGCGGCGAGCUGCGCGCGUGGCUGACGCAGGAGCGCGCGUGGCUGGACGGUAGUAGUGUAGUAGUAGUGUACGAGCGCUACAAGUCAGUACCUGCAGUAGUCAGUGUCGCAGGGUGCUGGCGGAGGCGUGGCACGAGAGCGGCGAGCUGCGCGCGUGGCUGACGCAGGAGCGCGCGUGGCUGGACGGUAGUAGUGUAGUAGUAGUGUACGAGCGCUACAAGUCAGUACCUGCAGUAGUCAGUGUCGCAGGGUGCUGGCGGAGGCGUGGCACGAGAGCGGCGAGCUGCGCGCGUGGCUGACGCAGGAGCGCGCGUGGCUGGACGGUAGUAGUGUAGUAGUAGUGUACGAGCGCUACAAGUCAGUACCUGCAGUAGUCAGUGUCGCAGGGUGCUGGCGGAGGCGUGGCACGAGAGCGGCGAGCUGCGCGCGUGGCUGACGCAGGAGCGCGCGUGGCUGGACGGUAGUAGUGUAGUAGUAGUGUACGAGCGCUACAAGUCAGUACCUGCAGUAGUCAGUGUCGCAGGGUGCUGGCGGAGGCGUGGCACGAGAGCGGCGAGCUGCGCGCGUGGCUGACGCAGGAGCGCGCGUGGCUGGACGGUAGUAGUGUAGUAGUAGUGUACGAGCGCUACAAGUCAGUACCUGCAGUAGUCAGUGUCGCAGGGUGCUGGCGGAGGCGUGGCACGAGAGCGGCGAGCUGCGCGCGUGGCUGACGCAGGAGCGCGCGUGGCUGGACGGUAGUAGUGUAGUAGUAGUGUACGAGCGCUACAAGUCAGUACCUGCAGUAGUCAGUGUCGCAGGGUGCUGGCGGAGGCGUGGCACGAGAGCGGCGAGCUGCGCGCGUGGCUGACGCAGGAGCGCGCGUGGCUGGACGGUAGUAGUGUAGUAGUAGUGUACGAGCGCUACAAGUCAGUACCUGCAGUAGUCAGUGUCGCAGGGUGCUGGCGGAGGCGUGGCACGAGAGCGGCGAGCUGCGCGCGUGGCUGACGCAGGAGCGCGCGUGGCUGGACGGUAGUAGUGUAGUAGUAGUGUACGAGCGCUACAAGUCAGUACCUGCAGUAGUCAGUGUCGCAGGGUGCUGGCGGAGGCGUGGCACGAGAGCGGCGAGCUGCGCGCGUGGCUGACGCAGGAGCGCGCGUGGCUGGACGGUAGUAGUGUAGUAGUAGUGUACGAGCGCUACAAGUCAGUACCUGCAGUAGUCAGUGUCGCAGGGUGCUGGCGGAGGCGUGGCACGAGAGCGGCGAGCUGCGCGCGUGGCUGACGCAGGAGCGCGCGUGGCUGGACGGUAGUAGUGUAGUAGUAGUGUACGAGCGCUACAAGUCAGUACCUGCAGUAGUCAGUGUCGCAGGGUGCUGGCGGAGGCGUGGCACGAGAGCGGCGAGCUGCGCGCGUGGCUGACGCAGGAGCGCGCGUGGCUGGACGGUAGUAGUGUAGUAGUAGUGUACGAGCGCUACAAGUCAGUACCUGCAGUAGUCAGUGUCGCAGGGUGCUGGCGGAGGCGUGGCACGAGAGCGGCGAGCUGCGCGCGUGGCUGACGCAGGAGCGCGCGUGGCUGGACGGUAGUAGUGUAGUAGUAGUGUACGAGCGCUACAAGUCAGUACCUGCAGUAGUCAGUGUCGCAGGGUGCUG